Messenger RNA from Monosiga brevicollis MX1, 2862 nucleotides. RefSeq lists its product as uncharacterized. Lineage: Eukaryota; Choanoflagellata; Craspedida; Salpingoecidae. The transcript is spliced from 2 exons. Gene Ontology annotation, molecular function: acyltransferase activity, transferring groups other than amino-acyl groups. The coding region runs from base 1 to 2862 and encodes 953 amino acids. The record is from RefSeq and is a predicted model, not a curated record.
AUGCCCUCGCUCUACCUGCUUCUGCUCCUCCUCUCCCUGACAAGGCCACUUGUAUGUCACGCCAAGGUCGAUCUCGAUCUUGCGCGCCAGCUCAUGGCACCUCAGCUGCAGGCCAUUGCCAAUUUUCUGGACGCUUACGAUACAGCCCGGAGCACGCUCCAACCAGCGGCGCCCUUGCCUGCCUCCUCAGCCGGCUCUGCUGCUCCAGCUGCUGCUGCCCGGGGCCCGACACAAAGCCCGGGCCCAAUCAUUGACAAAUGCAUCUAUGAUCUCAAUGAGCUAUUCCCGCGCAUCCUACCCCCCGGGGAUCAAAACUUUUCCCACCGCAACCUGACCCUCAACGGCCUGCGCAUGGUCGAUGCCUGGGGCAAGCUUCCGGCCGGUGUCCUCACCAGCCCACCUUCCAUCCAAAUGUUCGGUGACUAUGCCGAAUGCAUAUCCUUGCACCCGCCGAGCAUCCCACUCCAAUUUUGCAUGGUGGAAGGCUUUGAGCAGGUGACCCCCAAUGAAACCCAUGUCCUGGCCGCUGAAACCACCCAGGUGGCCUCGUGGGGCAUCUGUCUCCCACGCUCCUGCAACGAGCCCUCAGUCAAGUCCCUGGUCGACAACGCCACCGCCACCUACCUACCUGGCCUCUUCUCCUCCACCACAGUCCACUGUGCCCGCAGCCAACAUGUGACUCCGGGCAAUGCUUCCGUUUUCAUCGUCCUCGGCCUGCUCGUCGCGCUCGUUGCUGCCGGCACCGGCCUGCACCUCUGGCUUACCCUCCGAAGCCGACUCUGGGCCCCCAAGCUCUUGCUCGAAGAGAAUGGCUAUGCUUCGCCCCGCGCAGAUGGCACGGCCUCGAAUCGCUACUCUUGGGCACGCGCUUCCGUCUCGGAUGACCCCAACCAAGUAGGUGACCCCUCCCCAUACCAGCGAAUUGUAUCCCCGCCCAGCUCUCAGCCCUCCUCCAGUGAACCCCUCUCGCGCGACGUCUUGGUGGAUCACCCCGCCAAUGCCGCCAACGCCGCCAACGCUGCCACCCGUGACCAUUACGCUUCCACCAAUGGCCCGGUGAACAGCACAGGCCCUGGCCUUCAGACCCGUCGUGCUGCCCCUCUGAGCAAUGGCCAUACUGGCAGCAACCACAGUAGCAUGGAAGAGGCUCCAGUCACCGCCACGGUGGCAACGCCGACAGCAGUUGACGUUGGGCCAAAUCGCCUUGCGUCCAACUUGGCGCUCACCCGCUCUCUGCCGGGCUUUCGUCAGAAAAGUUUGGCAGCUGGGCCGGGUGCUGGUCGUGACUUGCGGCUUAGCCCCAGCACUCCGCGCUACGAAUUGGAUCUCGCCGCCCCGCCCACCCCAAGCGAAGAGGCAGAGGAUCAAAGUCACAUCGAUGGCUCUUCCGAACACGCGCCACUCCUCAAACGCAUCUCCUUCGACGGCCUCACUGCCGCCAGUACCCCCUUUCAGGGCAUCACAGAGCCUCAACCGCCCGCCUGGCAGCGCUGCCUGCUGGCCUUUUCGCUCCGCACAAACCUCCCGCGCUUGCUAAGCAUGCAACGCAACCGCCACUCCAUCGCCAUUUUUGAUGGUAUGCGCAGCUUAAGCAUGUUGUGGGUUAUCCUGGGCCACAGCUGGCUCUGGAUCUUCAAACAAUGGCCGCAAAACAUGGUCGCCGUGAUUGCCCUAGGCGAUCGGCUUUCCUUUCAGGCUAUCGCUGCCACCUCAUACGCGGUCGAUACCUUCUUCUUCAUCUCGGGCUUUCUGGUCUGUUACAGCUGCCUGACGGUGCUCAAGAAGCGCAAAACCCUCCCCUGGUUGCGAUACUACCUGCACCGUUACAUUCGCUUGACCCCGUCCUAUGCAUUGGUCAUGCUUCUGUUUGUGAAUCUCUCCCCUUUCCUUGGCGACGGGCCCGUCUUUUACCGCCAGCAAGAGAGCAUGUCCAUGGAUGCUUGCGAAGGCCUCACUCGCUCGUCCUGUGGCUGCGCCAAGUACUGGUGGGCCAAUUUUCUCUACAUUCAGAAUUACUACCCGAGCUCAGAUCCCAACAAUGAGUGCAUGGGAUGGACCUGGUACCUGGCGCUCGACAUGCAAAUGUAUUGGGCCAGCCCCCUCUUGCUUUUGAUCCUCCACCGUCACAAGGUGUGGGGUAUGAUCGUCUGGUCUGUGGCCUUGCUGGCCAGCAUCGUGAUUCCCUUUGCACUGGCCUAUCACUACCACCUCUCUGCCAACGCCUUGCCGGGCGUACCGGGGGAACAUUUUACCAGCCGGACCGAUCAGGGCAACAUCUUUUCGCUCAUCCAGAAUAAGCCCUGGACGCGCAUGGCGCCCUACCUCAUGGGCAUCAUGCUUGCCUAUCACCUGACUGUCCGCCACAACUCGUACAGCCCCCAGCUGCGGCUCAAGCCUGCCCUUCAUGCGGCCGGCUGGGCGGUGAGUGCGGCUCUGCUCUUCAUCAUCAUCUAUUGUGCCACCGGCUUUCAAGCGCGACUGUUCGACUACAACUUUUCCCAGUUUGAGGAUGCCGUCUGGAUCUCCCUGUGCCGUCCUCUCUGGGCAUUGGUGCUUUGCUGGAUCACUUAUACCUCGGCCAUGAAUGCGGCAGGCUGGGUCUCAGACCUGUUGGCUGCCCCAUUUUGGCUGCCUGUCUCCCGCCUCACCUUUAACGCAUAUCUGAUUCACCCAGUCGUGUUGAACACCUUCUUCAACAACCUCCGACAACCGAUUUACUAUCAGGACGGCGUGGCCAUCAACUUUUUCAUUGGCAACACCGUCAUGAGCUAUGCUGCGGCGGGCUUGGUCGCGUUGUUGGUGGAGAUUCCUUUUGCUGAGCUCGAAAAGGUUUUUACUUCCCGCAAAUGGCGCAAGCCAUAA